Molecule: messenger RNA, 1803 nt
Organism: Diplodia corticola
Lineage: Eukaryota; Fungi; Ascomycota; Dothideomycetes; Botryosphaeriales; Botryosphaeriaceae
Product: nacht and ankyrin domain protein
Exons: 3
Coding region: 1-1803 (600 amino acids)
Molecular function (GO): heme binding; steroid hydroxylase activity; iron ion binding
Source: RefSeq, a predicted model, not a curated record
AUGUUUUCCGAAGUGCCUUCUCUGCGGCAGGUAGUUGUCGCUGCUCUCUUGUUUUCCAUUCCAUUUCAGUUCAGCUAUUUUGUGACUUGGCUGUUGUUUUUCACAACAGUCCGCAGCAAAGCCAGUGGGAAAAAACCGCCGACACUUCCAUACUGCAUACCAAUCCUGGGUAGCGUUGUCUCCUAUGUAGCAGAUCCGCUCAAAUUCAUAACAACGAUAGGAGCAAACGAGGAAUUGAGCCCACUCCGCAUCAAGCUCUUCACACAAGAAGUGGUUCUGUUACGGGGGUCCGGGAACAUUGAGCAGCUGUGGCGACAGUCAAGGCUGUCGAGCUCCACUGCCAUUUUCUCCUUUGUGCUCAGCUACAUGUUUGGCAUGGGCAAGCGGGCCGCUCGCCGCUAUCAGCUCGAUGAUUCGGGUGCCAACGCCCGCCCCCACCCAGACAGCAGGGUGCUACCGCAUAACCGCAUCGACUACAGGACCCACCAGGGGCUACAUCAGUUUCUGCUGGGGAGCGGGCUGGCACCGCUGUUCGACCGGUUCCAGCGGCUCUUUAGCGCACGGCUGGCGCGGAUUGAGGCCACAGGUGGUACCGAUGGCGAAGGCAGCUGGGUGGAGAAGGCUGACUUCUUCGACUUCAUGGCCCUGGAGUUGACGCCGGCGACAAUCACCGCCAUGUGCGGACCGACACUGCUGCGGCUGAGCCCAGACUUUCCCCGCCUCUUCUGGGAAUACAACGAAUGGAUCCCAGCCUUCUCCAAAGGAUUGCCUCGUCUCUUCAUCCCGAAGGCAUACGCGGUGAGGGACGGGCUGCUGGAGAGCAUCAAGGCAUGGCACCGCUACGCCACCCGGGAAACGAGCAAGCUUGAGGUCAAGCCGGCCGGCGAAGAGGAUCCGUUCUGGGGCUCAAAAUUCUUCCGCGACCGGCAAAGCACGCUGCUUGCCGUGGACGACUACGAUGAAGAUGCCAUCGCAAGCGAGGACUUUGGUUCCAUCUGGGGCUUCAACACGAAUGCCAUUCUCGCCAGCAUCUGGGCCACUCUUGACGUCUUCCGCGAUCCAGAGCUGCUGGGUCGCGUGCGGCGUGAGGUGGAGCAGUGCAGCACCAGCACCACCGAAUGCGGCCUGGACAUGGACGAGCUGCAACGGCGACCGCUCCUGCAAGCCGUAUGCGCAGAGACCCUACGGCUACGCGUCCACGUGUACAUCUCGCGGUACGCGGAGCGCGAAGAGCUCAACAUCGGCGGCGAUCAGUGGAGCAUCCCGCCGAAGAGCGUGGUGCUGGUGUCGACGACGACGGCGCACCUCGACGAAGGCGCAUGGAACACAGGCCGUGGCGGACGCCAUCCCGUCGACGCUUUCUGGGCGGACAGAUUCCUGGUCGUGCCCGGCGACGAUGAAAAAUAUGGACCGAUGAAGGCGGCCGCAACCCAGGGACGGCCGGCCGCGACGGCCAAACGCGGGCAGUUGCAUCGCCGUGAUUCGCUUGUGGAUGACAUGGGUGGCAUCGGAAAAGGCACCGUCGAGGAGAUCCGCUUCGCUGGUGACAGCGUGGGGAGCGGCUCGUUGUUUCCGUUCGGUGGUGGAGCACGCAUGUGUCCUGGACGGCACUUCGCCAAACGCGAGAUGCUGCUGACAAUGGCGCUGAUGGUGCGUGACUUCGACGUUGAGGUUACGGCGGACUCGAAGGCCCUCGAGAUGGGCUGGAAGGACUUUGGCCUGGGGACGCAGCGGCCGAAGGGAAGGGUCCCGUUCCGCCUCCGGAGGCGGCGCUUCGGCGUGGCCCUGCAAGUACAGGGGUGA